AUGUCUCAGCUCUCCGACGUCUACGCAUCAUCCAGCUUCGACGGGGUGCAAUUAGACGCGCUACAAUACCUUGUUCCUAACGAUUCCCUAUCCCAACGUGAAAGCCAGAGCCAACUACUAUCCGAAAGCCAGUUUGGAUCAGUUCUAGACCUUCCAGACCUUCCAACCCAUCGAUCGCGCGUGGCACCUCAGGCCCUAAACACUCUUACGCGAAUCAAACCAGACCGUAUUAACGAGUACAUCAUCUUCACAACUACAAUGUCCGCAGAAUUUAUUCAGUGGUGGCUUGAAACCGACUUUGGUAAGAAGAAGCGGAUCAACUGGGAUAUGAACCGUCGUGCAGAGUGCUGGAAAGGGUUUGAACAGGUUGCAAAUGCCAAAGAUGGGAAGCCAGGCGUUAUAUGCAAACGGUGCCGUAAAAUUCUUGAGCAUCCAAGUACCAACCAUACUGGAACCUCAUCGAUGCAGAAACAUCUCGAUGGGCUAAGGUGCCGACAGCGAAUACCGAAGAGGGGUAAUAUCCAGCAACUACUUAGUGACGCGGCCGAGAGAAGACCGGCGCCUACCUUUACCCAGCAAAUAUGGGAGCAGAAGAUUCUGAACCUGAUCACUGUAUCGCAUUUACCCUUCCUUUUCGUCGAGCAUCAAGAAUUCCAUGACCUCCUUUCCUACGCACGGCUAGCACCCAUACCACCAAGCGUUCCAUCAAGAAAGGUGAUUCGCGACCGCCUUCGGGGUUUCGUUAUAGAACAACAACAGGAGACACUACAACAGCUUCCAUCUAGUGCAAAAAUGUCGAUUGCGCUUGACUGUUGGACUUCUCCAUUCCAGCAAGCAUUCAUGGCUAUCACAGGAUACUUCCUAGACCAGGAAUGGGACUAUCACGAGGUUCUCCUUGGGUUCGAGCCAAUUUCUGGAUCUCAUACCGGAGUGAACCUCGGUAGGAUUGUUCUCCAGAUCCUAGAGAAGCACCAGAUCGCUGACCGUAUACUGGCGGUGACAACUGAUAAUGCGUCUAAUAAUAAGACACUUAUCGCAGCGGUGAAUGAUUCGACUAAGACGCUACAAUCUGAGACAGAUUCUACGAUUGUCCAAGUGCCUUGCCUUGCACAUGUUAUUCAAUUAAGUCUAAUUGAUUUACUUGGUAAAAUCAAGGCCUCACCGAAGAAUGACAAUGCCGAGACAGAAUGGUCUGAAGAUCGUGUACGUUCACUUCGUGCGCGCCAGCAGAAACAUGAGAUCGCCGAUACUCUAAAUAAGGUCCGCGGUCUUGCAGUUUAUAUCAACGGAAGCCCUCAACGCAAAGAAGCCUUCUUGAAUCUUCAAUCUAAUAACGCUGGUAUAAGGCUUCUCCCAAUCCAGGAUGUCCGUACACGAUGGAAUUCGACAUUCCUGAUGCUCCGGCGGGCGACAAGGCUUCAUAACACAUUCGACAAGUACUGCAAGGACUUUACCCAAACCCAUUUUGCAUUGAGUAUCGAGGGGUGGCGACAGAUUGACUAUCUACUUUGCAUUCUCCAGCCCUUUUUUACGCUUACUACGCUAGUUUGUCGUACUAAAGACUCAAGUAUCCACCUUGUCUUUAGGAUUUAUAACAAGCUUUUUGAUCAUCUUGAAAGAUCAAUACGUCAGCUUCGUCGAAAGAAAGUUCACUGGAAACAGCUGAUGCUUUCCUCCCUUGAGGCUGCGAAGGAGAAACUGAAGAAAUACUACGGCGAGACCGAUAAUAUCGAAGGUAAUCUCUAUGCAAUUGGGAUGAUCCUAGCGCCGUCGAGUAAGAUGGAGUUCUUUUCAACAAGUGAUUGGGACCUAGAUCCUGAGAUAGGAAAGGACUAUAGAAAAGUAUACCGCGAGAGUCUUCAGUCUCUCUUCGAAAGAUAUAGCCAACGUGUACCAUCAGAUAUGAUACAGCCUAAUAGCCAGUUAUUAAUAACUGAAUCGGAGCUAGAGAGGGCCCUUGACGGCGAUUCUUCACCACGAUCAAUUGCUCCGCAGUACGACGAGCUCACCAAAUAUCUCCAGAGUGAUACUAUUAAAGGAUCCGUUCGGAUCUUUUGGAAAGAUCAUCAGAGAGAAUUCCCUGUUCUUGCAAGCAUUGCCCGUGAUAUUAUGUCAAUUCCAGCGACUGGUGCCGGAGUUGAGCGUCUAUUUAACUCUGCCCGGGAUGAGGAGCAGCGGCUGAUUCUCCAAGAGUAUCUUUUAGACCAUGAGAUAGCAGCUUCGGCAGAAGCACUUGAUGUCCAGACACAUACCUUCGAGGCUAUCAGUGAUGACGAGGAGGAGGAUGUUGAGUUGCGUCUUGACACACCGGCUGCUAUAUCAAUUAUGCAAACAACCCCGAACGCACCGCCACUGUCAGCAGUCGCCGCUGGAAAGCGGUCUGCGGUCACUUCUAGUGGUGAGGAAGAUUCUGAUGCCGAUGGAUUUGCGAACCCGGAGGAGAACCUAUCAUUAUCCUUCCCUGAUACGCAGCAUCGUGUAUCAGACACUGUGCUAUAG
Penicillium antarcticum is the source of this 2499-nucleotide messenger RNA. RefSeq lists its product as uncharacterized. The coding region runs from base 1 to 2499 and encodes 832 amino acids. NCBI's taxonomy places the organism in Eukaryota, Fungi, Ascomycota, Eurotiomycetes, Eurotiales, Aspergillaceae. The transcript has 6 exons. Gene Ontology annotation, molecular function: protein dimerization activity; DNA binding. The record is from RefSeq and is a predicted model, not a curated record.